Anopheles aquasalis is the source of this 2663-nucleotide messenger RNA. Its product is annotated as glutathione hydrolase 1 proenzyme-like. Lineage: Eukaryota; Metazoa; Arthropoda; Insecta; Diptera; Culicidae. The record is from RefSeq and is a predicted model, not a curated record. Gene Ontology annotation, biological process: glutathione catabolic process. Gene Ontology annotation, molecular function: glutathione gamma-glutamate hydrolase. Gene Ontology annotation, cellular component: plasma membrane.
AACCGGCAGUCCGCGCGGUACCUUGGUCUCUCCGUAUACCUUGGUAGCCCUCUGGUGCCUUCCCGGGGGUAGGCACGGAGACGCGCACUCCCGUCGAUCCUUUCGUUUGCUUUGCUUCCGUUUCCAUUUCCGUUCCCGUUCCGUUUCACUCGUUUUGACGAUUUUCGGUUUAUGUUUUCCGGGUUCCGGGCGACGUCUUUUUCUUUCGGCUCUAUCCCUUAUCCGCUUGUUUGCUAAGGAAGUAGCGCGCCGCGUGUGCCUUGUAACAUCGAGCUUGCAACCAAUCUGUGCCCGGAACGCCGUUGCGGGUCGCACAGAAUUUGCCGGGAACCCGCUGGGUCCUAUCCGUUGGAUAGCCGGGAGCGCGCACGCGGGUUUAGUGGUGCACCAUCCCGGGCCAGGACCGCAGUCGUCGUCGUGUGUAUGUGUGUAUGUUUGUGCAUGCAAACAUGCACAUGUUGCCGGUGUGUUAGUGUUAGUGGCUGUCGGUACGAGCUGCCAGGAGUGUUCCAGCACUUUGGGAGUACACUACAUUUCGCCUAGUUCCUAGUCAGCUACAGAAUGGCUCAAAGCUGUGUCGCGCUUCUCUCGUCCAUCCUGGUCGUGGUCGUAGCCAUCGGUCUGCUUUGGCAGUGGGGGGCACCACAGCAUCGCGGGGAGUCCGGCCAUGCGGGACAAACCACCGACCGACCGGGACGACGGACGGCUGACACCGUCCAGCUGACGCCGCCCGAUCCCAGCGGUACCGAUUUUAGCGUUCGCUUGUCACACUCGGCCCUGCACAUGUACGAGUCAGCCGCCGUUUGCAGUGAUUCCGACAUCUGCAGUCAAAUCGGACGCGAUCUACUGCAACGGAAUGGUACGGCAGUGGAUGCCACCAUCGGCAUCAUGCUCUGUGCCGGCUUGACCAACCUUCAGUCGAUGGGGUUGGGCGGUGGCUUCGUGAUGAACAUCUAUCAGCACAACGAGCGGCGUGCGUAUACGCUGGAUGCACGUGAGGUGGCCGCCGGAAAGGCAACCGAGGAGAUGCAUCUGCACGAUCCGAGCACAACGAACGAGGGCCCACUGUCGGUGGCCGUGCCGGGUGAGCUGAAGGGCUACUGGGAGGCGCACAAACGGUUCGGGGCACUGCCGUGGGCCGACCUAGUGAAACCGUCACUGGAACUGUGCCGGCGCGGUAUUCCUAUCACCAAGCAUAUGCACGACUCACUGACCUUCAACCGGAAGGCGAUGAACGAUGAGCGAAUCAGAUACAUGUUUACCGAUCCGGCCACCGGACGGCCGAAGCAGCAGGGGGAUCACAUCCACCCGGACAUACUGUGUGACACGCUGGCCGAGAUUGCGGUUCAGGGCGGUGAGGCACUGUACACCGGUGCGUUGGCUACCCGGUUUGCCGACGAUUUGCGCGAGAUGGGAAGCAUUCUCACCCUGGACGAUCUACGCCGGUACCGUGUUCGAUGGAGCGAGUCGCUACCGAUCGACCUGAAGGGCGACACGAUGUGGGUGGUACCGCCGCCGGCGAGUGGCAUCCUCGUCGCCUUCAUUAUGAACAUCCUGAAGGGCUACCGGAUGGAGGCGCAGGAUAUGCGGAGCACCGACACGGUCGUCGCGACGGCCCAUCGCAUCGUGGAGGCGUUCAAGUUCGCCUACGGCAAACGUACCGCCAUCGGUGAUCCGUCCUUCGUGGACGUACGCGAGCUCACCGCUAAUCUCACCUCGGACGGCUAUGCGGAGACGAUUCGCCAGCGGAUUGACGAGCUACGUACGCACCAGUCGCCAGCUGAUUACGAUGGAGAGUUCCAUACGCCCAACAACGACGGUACAGCACACAUCUCGGUGUUGGGACAAUAUGGAGAUGCCGUUUCAGUUACCAGUUCCGUGAAUUUCUAUUUCGGCGCCGGACUGAUGGGUGUGCGCACUGGUAUUAUAGUGAACAGCGGAAUGGAUGACUUUGCUUCACCCGGGCUGCAAAACUACUUCGGGCUGCCCGGUUCAAAGGCCAACUUCAUACGACCGUACAAGCGCGCCCUAUCCUCGAUGGCACCGACGAUCGUCACCGAUGCCGAGCACAACGUGAAGCUAGUGAUCGGUGCGGCCGGUGGUACCAAGAUCACAACCGCGGUGGCAUUGACGCUGAUGCGCGCCCUAUGGUUCGGAUAUGACAUCAAAGAGGCGGUGGAUGCGCCACGCUUCCACCAUCAGCUAGUACCGAUGGCUGUCCAGUACGAGUACGGUAAUCUGGACGUGCUCAUCCGGGGACUGCAACGGAAGGGCCACGAAACGGUGCGCUACCGGGAGCGCGGAUCAAUCAUCUGUGCCAUCGCGCGGAAUGCAUCCGGCGUAUACGCCAACGCUGACUUUCGCAAGGGUGGCGAUGUGGCCGGGUUUUGAUGCGUUGUAGCAUUUGCUACAAUUCGUCGUUCGAAUUACGGGUGCCAACCAAUACGUGUAGAAUUAGAUAGGCUGUGCAAUAAGCAAUACUUCAAGCCACAGACAACGGGAAUUUAGACCUAAUUCGCCACCAUGCAUGGGGGCAGCGAAAUGUUUUCGUCAGCGAGAACGCUUCGUAGAAUCAUUGUUGCAACUGAACUGAUAUUCGAGUGACUAGCCUUUUACCACUUUUUCAAGACAGAGGAUAUGUGUUUGUUGAUUUUUGUAGUUGG